AUGCCAACUGAAAGCGACGGCCAAGGCGAGUCGCCCCCAGACCCUGCCCACAGCGGGUCUGACCAAAUCCGGCCAAGAAACAGGAAUCGGCGAGGCAAGCAAAAGAACAACACCAAGUUUGGAGCUGCAUCUCAAUCCAAGCCCCCUUCAACUGUGGAACCAGAGCUCAAGGGAUAUUACUAUGAGCUCCCAAACGUGGAUCCAAGAGUGCCCCCAUUCCUCCAAGUCGUGAAGGCCCACAUUGCUUACUUCGUGUCAAACCGAAAGGAUGCUUCCGAUUACCUGAUGGUGGGAGAAUCAACUUCAACCGCCAAAGACCCAUUCUCUCUGCCUCCUUUGGUUGCACCAAACCUUCCGGAUUGGGACAACAAACAGGAAGAACAUGAUUACUUAAAGAAGGACAAAAAGUAUGAGGCGGAGAAGUCUGUGUGCAAGGCAAAUGAAGCAGCUCUUUGCGCAAUGUUGAAACGACACUGCUCCGCAGCAUUCCUGAGCGCUGCUGAAAGCCAUCCAAAGUGGAGCACGGUCAUUGCGAACAACAGCUCAAUGGAUAUGCUCAAGGUCUUCCAGAUCGUGGCGGCCACAGGCGGAUCCACCAACGUUGACCCAACCAUGAUGGGUGUCGAAGCUCAAAGAAAGGCUUACACCUGCAAGCAGAAGGAAAACCAGACCAAUGCAGAAUACCUCCAAGUCUUCAUGCAGCUUUCCAAUACGGCCAGAUUCUGCGACUGCCCCAUGGGAGCCUCCCUAUCCAGGCUCAUCCAAGAGACCGGCAAAUCGGACCCAACACUGGCUGAACUGAGAGCGGUAGAAGAGAAGAUUGUGGAGAAGGAGAUGGCAAGAAUGGCUUUUCUCCUCGGAGCCGACAGAAAGCGGUAUGGGGGCCUUAUUGCCCAGGCCAACCAUGCAAGACUGUUCAGCGGAAGCGACACGUUUCCCACCACCAUGUCAGGAGCUAUCGAAUUGCUCAACAACAGCAGGCCACUUGUUACCUUGUAUCAUUCAAGCAUCCGCAGCUCGGAAAUCGGUGCGUCAUUCCUUGCCGACGGCCAACCAUCCACUGAGAGCGGGGCGGGCGGUCGCGGCGGCGGUCCCAACGGAAGAAGCGGCGGCGGUCGGAAUGGCGGGCGCGGAAGCAGCGGGCGCGGUGGUCGUGGGCGAGAUUUUGAGCGACGUCCAAAUAGAAACCACGAACAACACGAAACUCACAUCACUGACACAUCCAACAAUAACAAUAACGAUGAAGUUGACGAGUAUCUGACCACUGAGGAACCUAGCGAUUCAACCAACCCAGUCAAUACUGACUCCAUAGCAGUCGAUGAAGACGUUUCCACCACUGAGCACCUCUUCCUCCAUUCCAACAACAAGUUGUAUGUGAAACUCAUUCUGAAGCGCCACCCGCAAUCAGGCCUACCGGUAACAUGGAUCGUUCUGGACACUGGGUCUACAGCAAACAUCUUUUGCAAUCGAUCACUACUACAAAACAUUCACAAGGUCAAACAUGGACUGAAGGUCCGAUGCAAUGCAGGGGUGGUACAAUUGAACAUGAAGGGAUAUUUUGGGGAUUAUCCGGAUCCAGUAUGGUUCAACCCCGAUGGGAUUGCCAACAUCCUAUCAUUCCAUGAUGUCAACAAGCACUACCACGUUGUGUAUGACAACAGGGGAGCAGACCAAUUCGUGGUGGACUUUGGCGGCACCAAGAAAGUCGAAUUCCUCCCAACCGACAAGGGAUUGUAUCACAUUGACCUCGAUGACUACUGCAAGACGUCAUGGACGUUCCUGGAAACUGUGAAAGAGCAGAAAGCCAAGCACACCAAAGCGGCUGUAAUGCGAGCGGCGCAGGCUCAACACAUUUAA
This is a messenger RNA of Cylindrotheca closterium, 1857 nucleotides long. The record is from the annotation of a GenBank genome assembly. NCBI's taxonomy places the organism in Eukaryota, Bacillariophyta, Bacillariophyceae, Bacillariales, Bacillariaceae.